Agrilus planipennis (emerald ash borer) is the source of this 2659-nucleotide messenger RNA. RefSeq names its product pyruvate dehydrogenase phosphatase regulatory subunit, mitochondrial-like. Gene Ontology annotation, cellular component: mitochondrion. Lineage: Eukaryota; Metazoa; Arthropoda; Insecta; Coleoptera; Buprestidae. Gene Ontology annotation, molecular function: oxidoreductase activity; protein binding. The transcript is spliced from 12 exons. The coding region runs from base 189 to 2564 and encodes 791 amino acids. The record is from RefSeq and is a predicted model, not a curated record.
AAUGUCGUGGAAGAAUAAGAAGUCACAUCUGUGUAUUAAAUAUAACCUUAUUUUUAUGAACUGCAAAAUUUAACAUUAACAUAUAAGUGUUAAAUGUGCAACUAUUUUUAGAUUUUAAUAUAUUUAGAUAUAAUGGAUAUUCACUAACUAAAGACACUAUUUCAGCAAAUAUUCACAUCUUUUCAAAAAUGUUCCUUAAAUGCAAUGUAUUGCGCUUCAAAUUAUCUUUCCAAAAACCUAACAGGCGUACUUAUUUUGCAUCAAAUGAAACUCCUACAACUCCUGAAGAACUGCCAAAACAUGCAAGGGUUGUAAUAUGUGGGAGAGGAGUAAUGGGAGAAUCUAUAGCAUAUCACCUGGCAAAGUUGGGUUGGGGUAAAGAUACAGUUAUACUUGAACAAAGCAAAGGACAUACAGACAACUCUUGGAAUUCAUCUGGUCUUAUUGGAGCAUUUAAGCCGACCUUAGCUCAAGUGAAAUUAGCCCAAUCCAGCAUUCAGUUAUAUAAAGAUUUGGAAGCUCAGGGUCAUUCAACUGGAUGGAAACAAUGUGGUAGCUUGAAUUUAGCAAGAACUAAAGACAGAAUGACUGUUUUUAGAAGAAUGAGGGCACAAUCAAUAUUGUGGAAAAUAGAGUGUGAGCUGCUAACUCCAAAACAAUGUAAAGAAAAAUGCCCACUUUUAAACAUCAGUGAUAUAGAGGGAGCACUGUGGAUUCCCAAUGAUGGAGUUGCUGAUGGUUUCAAGAUUGGAAAAGUAUUAAUUUCAGAGGCUGUUAAAAAUGGGGUUAAAGUAAUUGAAAAUUGCAAAGUUACAAAAGUUUACCAAACCAAUGGUAAGGUAACAGGUGUUAUGACUGAAUUAGGAGAAAUAAAGUGCGAUUAUUUCGUAAAUUGUGCCGGAAUAUGGGCAAGAGAUGUGGGACAAUUAAGUGAUCCGACUGUAAAGGUUCCUUUACAUGCAGUUGAACAUCAUUAUCUUCAUACAAAAUUAAUUCCUGGGCUUGAUCCCAUGACACCAGGUAAUACAACUUGUUUUUUGGGAGGAGUAGGUCAAGCAACAGCUGAAUUAAUAAAAAAUGGUAAUACUUCUUUCGAUAUGUACGAAAUAGAAGUGUCUAGAUUUUUGGGUUUACAUAAUAAUCGAAAAUUUUUGCGAGAUCGCGUAAAAGAAGUUGUUGGAUUGCAUUAUGGUCUCAUAUACCCAUAUCAUGAGUUUAAAACCGGACGUAAUCUCCGGACAUCUCCUGUUUAUCCAAAAUUUCGAGAAUUUGGGGCAGUUUUUGGUCAAGUUAUGGGUUAUGAAAGACCCAAUUGGUUCGAUCCCGAUAUUAAAGUGUCAGAAGAAGAAGAAUCUGGAUGGUUUAUUCCAUAUCGUACAGCUUAUACAAAUACUUUUAAGAAGCCUCCAUGGUUUGACUUGGUAUCAUCAGAAUAUGAAGCUUGUCGAGAAAGAAUUGGAAUAAGCGAUUAUUCUUCGUUUACAAAAAUUGAUUUGUGGUCUAAAGGAAACGAAGUGGUAAACGCCUUACAAUAUGUAUGUUCUAAUGAUGUAGAUGUUCCUUUAGGAAACAUAAUUCAUACGGGAAUGCAGAACCAUCAUGGCGGUUACGAAAAUGAUUGUUCUCUUAUACGUCUGUCAGAUAAUCAUUACAUGAUGGUAGCCCCUUCCAUACAGCAAACAAGGUGCAAAGUUUGGUUGCAAAAACAUUUACCUUCUUCUGUAGCUGUGUCAGAUGUGACUAGUAUGUUUACUGCUCUUUGUAUUAUUGGGCCUUUUACUCGUACAAUGUUAUCUGAACUUACUGAUACAGACCUAAGUCCCAAAAAUUUUCCGUUUUUUACAUAUAAAUUGCUAGAUGUUGGAUUAGCUAACGGAAUAAGGACUUUAAACAUAACUCAUACCGGUGAAUUAGGAUAUGUUUUAUACAUACCAAAUGAGUAUGCACUUCAUGUUUAUUCAAGGCUGAUGCAAUUUGGAAAAAAAUAUGGUUUGAAGCAUGCAGGUUACUAUGCUACUAGAGCUCUGAGAAUUGAAAAAUUUUACGCAUUUUGGGGACAGGAUUUAGAUACAAGAACAACUCCUUUGGAAUGUGGACGCAUGUGGAGAGUAAAAUUUGAUAAAAACGUCGAUUUUAUUGGAAAAGACGCUCUUUUAAAGCAGCGAGAAGAAGGGGUACAGCGUAUUUAUGUACAAUUAAUAUUGGAAGACCACAAUAGUGAAACCGAUCUGUGGCCGUGGGGUGGAGAACCCUUUUACAGAAAUGGAAAAUGUGUUGGAAUAUGUACUACAUCUGGUUAUGGAUUUACUUUUCAAAAACAGGUUUGUUUAGGAUUCAUUCAAAACAUUGAUGAUGAUGGUGUGCCCCAAAAAGUUACCAAUGAAUACGUCCUGUCAGGAGAUUACGAAGUCGAUAUUGCAGGAAUUAGAUAUAAAGCCAAGGUGAACCUACAUUCACCAAAAUUACCCACCAAGUUUCCAGAUAUCGAACGUGAAGCUUAUUUUGCAACAAGAGAUAAACAUGAGGAACCUAUUGUUGUUACCCGGAGAAAAAGUGAGAAUUAGUAUGUCCAUUUAUUAAUGUGAUAAUUUUAAUUUAUAAAUAAUUUAUGUGCUAUUUAAACUGAUACAUAUACUUUUUAAAUAAAUUUAUUUUAAAA